Molecule: messenger RNA, 474 nt
Organism: Spinacia oleracea (spinach)
Lineage: Eukaryota; Viridiplantae; Streptophyta; Magnoliopsida; Caryophyllales; Amaranthaceae
Product: secreted RxLR effector protein 78-like
Exons: 1
Coding region: 1-474 (157 amino acids)
Source: RefSeq, a predicted model, not a curated record
AUGGCGGUAAUAAAGGUGGAUAUGUCCAAGGCAUAUGAUCGGGUGGAUUGGAUCUUUCUUCUUAAAGUUCUUCAAGCCUAUAGAUUUUCUGACAAAUGGGUCCAGCUUAUUUCGCAAUGCAUUAGUACGGUGUGGUUUAGAACCUUAGUCAAUGGAAAGGCUUAUGCCCCCUUUAAACCUAAGUGUGGUUUGCGCCAAGGUGAUCCUCUUUCCCCGUACUUAUUCUUGUUUUGCAUGGAUAUCUUGUCUCGAAUGCUUUCUUUAGCAGAGGAUAUUAAAUUAUUCAAAGACCUACAAGUUUCGAGUAGAUCUCCUUCCAUAUCACACUUGUUUUUUGCGGAUGAUGCUAUGCUUUUCUUCAAGGCUGAUAAGGGAGCUUGUAGUUUCAUAAUGGAAAAUUUGGUUAGGUUUGGGAAAAUCUCAGGUCAACAACUAAACCUAAAGAAAUCCUUUUUCAAAUUCUCCCCUCUAUGA